This is a messenger RNA of Daldinia loculata, 948 nucleotides long. Its product is annotated as 60S ribosomal protein L25. The coding region runs from base 271 to 747 and encodes 158 amino acids. The record is from RefSeq and is a predicted model, not a curated record. The transcript is spliced from 5 exons. Gene Ontology annotation, biological process: translation; ribosomal large subunit assembly. Gene Ontology annotation, cellular component: cytosolic large ribosomal subunit; ribosome. Gene Ontology annotation, molecular function: structural constituent of ribosome. Lineage: Eukaryota; Fungi; Ascomycota; Sordariomycetes; Xylariales; Hypoxylaceae.
UGCCUGGUAUUGGAAAAGGAUAAAGACAGUGUUGAAUGUCUACGAAGCACUGUAUUACCAAGUACAAAUUAAUAGACAAACACAGUUUUUACAGAAGUUUACCCAGAGACUUCGCAGUGGGUCCACAACGCAAAAAUACCCUAAGCGAAUUUUGCAAAAUCUACCUCCAGCUAAUUUUCGGCCACUCGAACUUCGCUCGAACUUUUCAACCUCCUCGAGACGACAAUCGCGAAGUCAUACUAACAGCCAACAUCCGCCAGCACAAUCACAAUGGGUCCCAAGGUUCCUGCGAAGAAAGGCGGUGCCUCCAAGGCGCCGAAGGGUCUGAAGCAAGCCAAUGCUGCUGCUAAGGCUGCCCUCCGAGGCGACAACUCGCACAAGAAGCGCAAGGUUCGCACCUCGACGACCUUCCACCGCCCCAAGACCCUCCGGCUCUCGCGCUCGCCCAAGUACCUCCGCAAGUCGGUUCCCCAUGAGCCCCGUCUGGAUGAGCACAAGAUCAUCAUCCACCCGCUCAACACCGAGAGCGCCAUGAAGAAGAUCGAGGAGAACAACACCCUCGUCUUCAUCGUCGAUGUCAAGUCCAACAAGGCCCAGAUCAAGCAGUCCCUCAAGAAGCUCUACGACAUCGACACCGUCAAGAUCAACACUCUUAUCCGACCUAAUGGCUCCAAGAAGGCUUACUGCCGUCUGACCGCUGACGUGGACGCCCUCGACAUUGCGGCUACCAAGCUCGCCCUUGUUUAAAUUAGCAGCUACGAGAGGGGGAUACCUGAUUCGCGCGGUGGUUCGGCAAUGAUUUGGCAAGUGAUGACAUGGCAGAUUGUGCUGAUUAGAUGCACAUUCUCGAGUCCGGGUGGACUAUAUGCAUAAAGGCCGGCGUUGCGUUGCCUAUGGAUGGCUAGGCUUAUGAGAUCAACGGAAAAGAAUUGAUUUCUCAGACACGAA